Molecule: messenger RNA, 2301 nt
Organism: Saccostrea echinata
Lineage: Eukaryota; Metazoa; Mollusca; Bivalvia; Ostreida; Ostreidae
Exons: 2
Coding region: 35-1270 (411 amino acids)
Biological process (GO): purine ribonucleoside salvage
Cellular component (GO): nucleus; cytosol
Molecular function (GO): adenosine kinase activity
Source: RefSeq, a predicted model, not a curated record
UUCGUAGCGCACGUUAUAAGUACUUGUAGAUUAGAUGGCUAUCAUCUGUUAUAUAUACAUGGAACUGACGCGUAGGAUCUUCAUUUUGCAGAAGUUUGUGCAAACACCACAUGGCUUAACACGGUCCGUAGGACGUACAUGUAGGUGGUGUAAUAGACACCUUUAUUUAUCGUCAAGGCCCGUGCUACCUCCACAAAGUCAGAUCAUCAGAUCAUAUAGUAGCAUGGGAAGUUUCAUUGCAGAGGGGACACUACUGGGUGUAGGGAACCCCUUGUUGGAUAUGACCAUCACUGGAUCUGAUGCAGAGUGGUUGCUGAAGGAGUAUGAUCUUCUACCAAACAAUGCCAUUAUUGCCACAAAGAAACAUGAAAGUUUGUUCAAAAAAUGUGUAGAGGAGUGCAAGCCUAUCUAUCUUGCUGGUGGUGCCACACAAAAUACCAUCAGAGUUGCACAAUGGCUCCUCCAGCAACCUCAUGCCACUACAUUUUUUGGUGGUGCUGGCAAUGAUAUUUAUGAAGAAAUUUUAUUCAAAAAGGCAACAGAGGUUGGCGUGAAUGUAAAAUAUGACAUCCAUCCUGAAAAAUCUACUGGGAAAUGCUGUGCUAUUAUUACUGGUGAAGACAGGUCCUUGGUGACAGAUUUAGGGGCUGCCCAACUGUUCAAUGUAGAAUUCUUGCAUAAGCCAGAGAAUUGGCAUCUAGUAGAGAGGGCCAAGUAUUUCUACAUUGGUGGCUUUACCUUACCUGAAAGUAAGGCUGCAGCAUUAAAAAUUCUCAAACAUGCUGCUGAAAAUGAUAAAGUUGUUAUCAUGAACCUCCAUGCGACUUUUCUUUGCUCCCAUUUUGCAGACUAUGAACUAAAUAUACUACAGUAUGUUGAUGUACUCUUUGGGAAUGGAGAUGAAGCAAGAGAACUCUCUAAAGAAAUUGGGUUUGGAACUUCAGACAUCAAAGAGAUUGCACAAAAAACUGUCAACUACACUAAACUCAAUAAACGUCAUGGUAGGACAGUAAUUUUCACUCAGGGACGAUCUCCAACAAUUGUAGGAAGACGAACAGAAGUCAAAGAAAUUCCAGUUGUUCCUGUAGAAAAGCAUUUGAUUAAGGACACUAAUGGUUGUGGAGACUCUUUUGUUGGGGGAUUUCUGUCACAAUUUGUUCAGGGAAAACCAACCGAAAUCUGCUUAAAAUGUGGUACAUACGCUGCUAGAGAAGUCAUUCAAAACUAUGGAUGCAACUUUCCAGAAAAGCCUAAUUUUGUUGUAGAAUGAUUGUGUUAGUAUUUUGGCUAUAUUUUAUUUUUAAAUAUUUGUCAUUUUAACUAACUGUACUUUAAAAACCUUAAUUUUAACGCCUUUUUAAAAAAAAUCUGCUGAUUUGAGUGGGGCUUUUAGCAUUUGGCAUACGGUUCAAUCUGGUGUUCAAUCGUUAUGCUAUUCCUAUUUUUAAACCAGCUGUUCAUUCCAUAUUUUAUUUAAUAGAUACCUCUUAUCUUUUCUUGCAGGUACACAUUUAUGUUUGCUCACAAAUUUGAUUUCAUGAUUCCUUAUGAAGUUAUUAUUUAUUUAAGUCUAUAUUAUUACAGUUUUUAAUGUAACCAUACUAAUGAUAAUUAUUAUAUCAAGUUUAAAUGAAGAUGGCAUGUUAAUACACAUAUAUGAACUGUUAAGAAAAUGUACUAGCAAUCUUUCACAAUGUUUGCAAUACUGCCCAGAUGCAGACUAUUUGUGAGUAUAUAUAUACUAACAGUAUUAUUUUUUUUAAUACAGUUUACUUUUUUGACAAUUUUAUAUGCUGAUAUAGUUGCUGUUUUCCUUGGUGCUAUUUAUGUGAACGGCAUUAUAUGUACACUGUAUUUCCCAUUUAUAUUGACAUUUUAUUUGUAUUUUUUAUUUAUCAUGUUGACUGAAAAUAUUGAUGUGGCAACUGUGAUUAAACAACAGCUGCAAUUCAUCUUUUAAGUGAUGAUUAUUCCUGGGAAAAGCAUUCAAAACAUUAAUUGUUGAUAUUAUUGACAUCUAUAAUGGAAUGUUUCUCUGCAUCACAGAUACAGGAGACAACUUCUACAUGUUGUUAUGACUGACGUACCACUUCUAAGAAAUUUCUUUUUUUGUAAUACUAACAAUGAAAAUGUAUACAUGACAUUUAUAUGGUACAGUUAUAGCUGUAUUUGUGAUCAUUAACUGCUGAUGUAACGAAGAUGUACAUGUAUUUUAACAAUGUCACGUGAAUAAUUCAUGUACAUGUAAUGGUAUUUUUCACAGAAUAAAUUUUGUUUUACUAACUUUAAUAACAAUUCCAA